AUGGGGUUUGAAAUCGAUGAAAUCAAUCCUGGGCCAAAGUAUACUCCUGAAGAAUAUAAUUCUAAGUAUGAAAGACAGUUUUCAUAUGAUUUCAGAGAGCCUCUCUUCAAUAAAUUAACCCCUAGGAGACAUUCAGAUCCAAUCAAUUAUAUAGUUGAUGAUUAUACCUUUGACAAAGGGUUAGGAAUAAGCGCUUAUAAAGUUACUGGUUUGGCUGUUGUAUUCGUUUAA
This is a messenger RNA of Priceomyces carsonii, 231 nucleotides long. RefSeq lists its product as uncharacterized. Lineage: Eukaryota; Fungi; Ascomycota; Pichiomycetes; Serinales; Debaryomycetaceae. The transcript has a single exon. The record is from RefSeq and is a predicted model, not a curated record. Bases 1 to 231 code for a protein of 76 amino acids.